Messenger RNA from Pseudocercospora fijiensis CIRAD86, 489 nucleotides. RefSeq lists its product as uncharacterized. The annotation marks the transcript as partial. The transcript has a single exon. Lineage: Eukaryota; Fungi; Ascomycota; Dothideomycetes; Mycosphaerellales; Mycosphaerellaceae. The record is from RefSeq and is a predicted model, not a curated record.
AUUGAAGGCGACUUUCCUUGCGAUGAAGCAAUAUUCGAUGCCUCACAUCCCUUUACAGAGCCUGAGUUCAACUUCAGACGAACAGUAUCGCCUUGCUCGGCAUUUCGAGCGCUGUUUUCGAGCGAGCUAUCGAUGUCAUUGACAAUGUUGGAUACAUUCAUUCUCGUGCAUAUGCUGUACCGCUAUGCCAAUGAUCUGCUACAAUUAGCUUUGUUUCGUCAAGUGAUGACGCCAGUCGCAGGCAUGUUAGCGGAGACGGUGAGAGCGCUCGAUACAUGGCAUGAGCACUGGGAAGCACUGAAGGAGGAGGCCGUCAGGCGGCGAGUAUGGGGAAAGAUGGGCUUCUACAGGAAUGGCAACCAGUAUGAAGCCGCAACAAGGUUACUUCUGUCCGAGACUGCAAGACCGCAUCUGACAACGCUGGUCAAGAGUCAUGUGGAUCGGCUGGAUCUGCUGAAGAGGCUGACGUCGGCGGACUGGCAGGGUUGA